This is a messenger RNA of Xiphophorus hellerii (green swordtail), 4850 nucleotides long. RefSeq names its product regulator of chromosome condensation (RCC1) and BTB (POZ) domain containing protein 2 (gene rcbtb2). The record is from RefSeq and is a predicted model, not a curated record. Gene Ontology annotation, molecular function: protein binding. Lineage: Eukaryota; Metazoa; Chordata; Actinopteri; Cyprinodontiformes; Poeciliidae. The transcript is spliced from 12 exons. Bases 194 to 1777 code for a protein of 527 amino acids.
GCGACAGGAAGUAAACUGUUGGACCGCUUUGCUUUUCUUCAGGACGGCGAUGUAGCCACCAAAGCUAGCUAUGACAACCGACAGCCGCUGCCAAUAUGAUUCUCUCUGCAAUGUUUAAGUUUCCCUGUUGAUAAGAAAACGACUUUAAAGAAGAAACAGCAGCUGCAAUAACUGUCAAGCUGAACUGAGUAGCAUGCUGGACGUGGGGAAGUGGCCAGUGUUUGCACUCCUUCCUCCUGAGGAACUACGGCUUAUCCGCCAGGCUUGUGUCUUCGGUAGUGCUGCUAACGAAGCUCUCUAUGUUACUGUUAAUGAUGAGGUCUUUGCCUUAGGCACCAACUGUAGUGGCUGCUUAGGCCUCGGAGACCUUCAAAGCACUAUUGAGCCGCGCAGGAUUGAUAUCUUGUGCGGAAAGAAGAUUGUGUCCCUGAGCUAUGGUACAGGACCGCAUGUGGUUAUUGCCACUGCAGAUGGGGAGGUGUUCGCCUGGGGUCACAAUGGCUACAGCCAGCUGGGAAAUGGGACCACCAACCAUGGUCUGACCCCUGCCCUAGUCUCCACCAACCUCAUCAGCAAGAGGGUGACAGAAGUGGCCUGUGGCUCCCACCACACCAUCGCUCUCACAAGUGAUGGAGAGGUGUAUGCGUGGGGCUACAACAACUCGGGCCAAGUAGGAUCUGGGUCGACUGCCAAUCAGCCAACACCACGUCGGGUUAGCAGCUGUCUGCAGAACAAAGUGGUGGUCAACAUAGCCUGUGGCCAGCUCUGCUCGAUGGCUGUCCUGGAUAAUGGAGAGAUUUAUGGUUGGGGCUACAACUGCAAUGGGCAGCUGGGUUUGGGAAACAACGGAAAUCAGCAAACUCCAUGCAGAAUCGCUGCUCUGCAAGGUGUCAACAUUGUGCAGGUGGCAUGUGGAUAUGCGCACACAUUGACACUUACGGAUGAGGGAUUUGUUUAUGCGUGGGGAGCCAACUCCUAUGGACAGCUGGGAACAGGCAAUAAAAGUAACCAAGCGCUCCCCAUCCUAAUAAAUACAGACAAGGAAAGGAUGGUGGAGGUAGCUGCCUGUCACACCAGCCACACGUCAGCUGCUAAGACACAGAGCGGGCAGGUCCUGAUGUGGGGUCAGUGUCGAGGUCAGGCCGUGUCCAGCCCUCAUCUUACCCACUUCAGCAGCACUGAUGACGUGUUUGCCUGCUUCGCCACGCCGGCCGUCACGUGGCACCUUCUCUCAGUGGAUGGAGAUGACUACCUGACAGUUGCCCAGUCUUUGAAGAAGGAGUUUGACAGUCCAGAGAUUUCUGACCUUAAGUUCUUAGUUGAUGGGAAGUGCAUAUAUGUUCACAAAGCUCUUCUGAAGAUCAGGUGUGAGCAUUUCCGUACUUUGUUGAAUGAAACAGAUGAAGAUGUUAUAGAAAUUCACCAGUUCUCAUAUUUAGUGUACAGAGCCUUCCUGGAGUAUCUCUAUACAGACAAUAUUAACCUGCCACCAGAGGAUGCUAUUGGGUUGCUUGACUUGGCAACGUUUUACCGAGAGAUGAGGCUCAAAAGAUUGUGUCAGGAAACUAUCAAGCGGGGCAUUUCUGAAGAGAACGCCAUCACGCUGCUUUCUGCCGCCGUCAAGUAUGAGGCUCGGGACCUGGAGGAGUUCUGCUUCAAGUUUUGUGUCAACCAUCUUACGGCUGUCACUCAGACCCAGGCUUUUGCAGACAUGGAUCAUGACCUGCUCAAGAACUUCAUUAGUAAGGCAAGCCGCUACGGGGCCUUCAAAAACUAAAGCGCCCCUGUAGCGAUGGAUUCUUGACAAUAUGUUUUAAUUCUGCAAAAGGAGAGCCGACCAAAGUGAACAUUGAGCUGUUCAGCUCUGCAAAGACUUGCUACUGGGGAUGUAAACACUGAAGAGGCGAGUGGUUUCUGGUGGCAGUGGCUAUCUGAUCCUGCCGUGUUACUACUCUAAGCCUUGUCCAAACAUGGUGAAGUGGCACAGAAGCAUUGGGUUACUCUACUAAUCCGGCCUUAACAUGAAGAAGUACAGCAGAGGUUGCAGUUUGUCAGACGUGCAUCACUAAGAGCAAGCUUAACUCCGCCUCCAUCUGCCUGGUUUAAAGCAGACAUACAACAAACAUACAAAUGGAUGGAUCUUAAAAUGCUGUAUGGUUAUUUACAUUUAUCCCUAUAAAUGAUAAAUUUAAGGACUUUUAAUUGCAAACUUCCAAAUUCUGCUGGAAGCUUCGACUGAACUUUAAAGCAAUCAGUGAAAAAUAAAUCAGCCCUUCUUAUUCUGCUGCAACCUACACAUCAGUCAGUCAGAGAUACAUGUGUAUAUACUGUAUAUAUGUUUUCUGUUUUUACACCAAUGUAAAGCAAAAGAAGACAUGUGUGGUCAUUAGAAAUGGUUCCAUCAUAUUGGGUGAUCCAGUGGAAAGCUUCAUACUCUGUUGUUUACAGAAUCUAAGCUUAUGAAGAGCAGAAAGUAGUGCAGAGUUGAUAUAUCAUGGAGAACCAAUCACUGCUCAGAAAUAAAUUACUAGAAAGUUAAUCAUCAAACUUAGAUUUUUUUUCAUACUCCUUAUGUUAUUUGGAUGCCUUGGUUCUCAUAAAUUUGAAAAGUGAGAAUUUUGCAAAGCGUCCAAACUGUUCUGCUUAUAAUGCCCUAUUUAGUAUUUAGCAACUCUAUAGUUAUUGGCAUCUCUGGUAAAGAUGUGUUCAAAACUCUCGAGUGGAAGGAUUGUUAACAUGGAGAAACUGUGAUUACAUUCUUUGUUGCAGUUCUCUAACCAUAAGCUUUGAAAUUUGUUUUUCUUCUUCCUUCCUCACUGUUGGUUCUGUCUGCAUCUACCUUUGCUUGUAUGUUGAAGUUGUUUUAAACUUUUUGGGAGGUUAUCUAUUGUCCUGCUGCCAUUUUCUGACAUUAGCACACACCUAACUUACUUAAAUGAAACAUUCUUUUGUUUUCCCCACUUUAAAGACAGACUUUGGAAAAAAAAGGAGCAUGAACCAAACAGUAAGUCAAUAAUUACUGAUUUUGGAAUUGUAACUAUGACAAUAUUUUUUUUUGUCUUUUGGUAUCUGAUUUCCAUUUUCUGACCCAACUUUACAAAAAGCUUCACAGACACUAAUUUUAGCAAAUUUCAAUUUUAUUUAAGAAUUAUAAAAUAAUUUAUAACAGCAUUCAAUAGUUUUUCUAACUCACUUUUUUCAAGCAGAGGUUAUGUCACACUGUAUGUGAGAAAGCCCUUGCUGUGCACCGCUAAACCUCUCUUUUUUUGCGCUGAACGUCUUGCUGUCGCUCACUCUUUCGCAGCCUGAAGGAACUGCAGACAUUUCUUGACAAGUUGUAGCAAAUACAACUUUUUACAGUUCUGCUUCCUCAGAUUUAUAUUUUAAACACAAUCCUGUUUUUGAAAAUAGCUAAGUUUGAGUAUUCUUUUUAUAUCAACAGUGUCCCACACAAAAAAGGCUUGAUUACCUUGUCCUGACAUCUGGUGCUUUCAGUUAUCUGAAAAGUAACACAUUUCUCUUCCCAUUUCUGGCUGGUCAGAGACGAUCAAGUUGAAAAUCAUUUAUCGGUUUCCUGCCAAUUACUUACUAGAGCUCCAUUAGAUUUUCUUCUUUUUCUCGAAAUCAAAAACCAAAAAGCAACACAUAUAUUGCAUCUUCAUCCUGGGUGACAGUAAUUGUAGAGGAUGCUAUAUGUUUGACAUCUUCAAUUCAAAACAGUUUGCAUGGUAAUUUCAGAUUUAAUGAACAGUUUUACCAUAUCUUUUAUUGUUUACUAAUUUAUGCCAUCAGAACAUGUUACAAUUGCUGAGCAAUUGUUAGCUAACACUUGGCCAGAAUGAAAAAGAAAUGUAUUUUUUUUUAAUGCAAAAAUUUACUUUUAAUGAGCUUUAUAUGAUGUGAACUGUGCAGCUGGAAAUUGUGCUUUACUCACAACAAAUAUCACAAAAUCCAUGUUUACUGUUGCUGUGUGGAUGAAUUUAAAUAGAACUGUCUUUUUUUUGGUAUGUUUACACACAUUUGUUUUUUAAUUAUUAUUAAUGUCAUUGUUAAAUCAUUGUCAGCAGGUGUUUUUUUACAAUAAUAUAUCCUCUUACAUCACCUUAUGGUAACAGGUACUGCUAGUAUUGUUUCAAUAAGCAGUUUAUAUUAGUUUAGAAAAAUUGGAUAUAAAGAAAUAUCAGCUUGCUUUUACUUUGUAUGAUUGAUGCUGAUAAUGUCUGAUAGACAUGCUGAAAUAAAUAACAUAAUCAUAAAUUAUUGGGGUUUUUUCUUACUGCAGAGCACUCCAUCCUUGUAUGAGUUUUAAUAUAAGCAUUAAUCAUCUUUUUUCUUAGUAAAUCUAUCUAAUGUGGUUAAAGAGACAAAAUUAACAGAAUAUGCUUGUAACAACUCACACAAUGUUCUCAUUCAAAGAAAUCAACAUAUAUCAGUCUAUAAAUAAAGUUAUCCAGAGCUUUUCAAUUGGAUUCAAGUUUAAUAAUGAACUGAGUCACCUAUAUAUUUUAUAUUAUUUUUUUCUCAACUCAAUUUCGAGUUUCUUUUGCUUUGUUUAGGAUCAUUUGGUUCUGAGACAUUCAUUAUCAAGAGUGUCCCAGUAUAUUUAUCCAGUACCAUACACUAAAAAGCAGCCUCAUACCAUGAUGCUUCCACUUUUAAACUCUACUGUCGAUAUAGGUUGAUAUGAAAUGCGUCGACAUUUUUACUUCAAACUAGGCGUGCAGUGACAUCCACACAGAGCAAUUUUUGUCUCACAUAUUUUCCCAAGGUUUGAUGGGAUUACACCCAUUUCUGAUAGACUGACUUUCUGUAACAUUCCUUCCUGUUUUAAUAAAGGUGACAGAACAGCA